AUAUAAAUAUUGUAAAUACUAGUGGUGGUGUUAAUAGUAAUAAUGAUACCAUUAACAUUGACAUUAAUGAUGAAGCUGGUGAUGAGAAUAUUGCAAAUAUUAGCAGUGGUGCUAGAAUAAUAAUAGUAAUGGUGGUGGUGAUGAAGCUAGUGGUGGAACCAUUGCAAGUACUAACAACA
Messenger RNA from Entrophospora candida, 179 nucleotides. Lineage: Eukaryota; Fungi; Glomeromycota; Glomeromycetes; Entrophosporales; Entrophosporaceae. The record is from the annotation of a GenBank genome assembly.